AUGACAAGCGCUAUCUCAGCAGAGGUCUCACAGAGACCGGACCAUAGUCAGCGACGCACCUAUGAAACAGAACUCGAUGACCGUCCCAAAGAGGAUGUUCGGUCUUCACCCAAAAAAGCGAAAAGAGGGAAAUACGCUUCGAAGGCAUGUGUUCAUUGCCAGCGACGCAAGAUUAAAUGCGAUGGGAAUGCUCCCUGUCAGGCUUGUACAAUCAAGGGACGGGACUGUCAGCGAGUGGGUACAGAUAUGCGGGGAAGAUGGCGAGCUGCAGAUCAUGUUUCUGCAGGAUCCAAAGGUUUGGCAUCUCGCAUGAGUCGAGUGGAGCGUCAACUGGGCCUCGUGAAAGAGCCAGAAAGACGUCGACGGGGUGAACCCGACCAGACUCAUGGAGAAUCCAUUGAAGGGCUUUCUCCACAUCAAAGGCGGGAAAAUGGCUCGGUUUAUGGAUCGAGCACUCGAAAUCCGAGUCCACAGCUGCAAGUUCCGGCGUUUUCUGGCGAGACGUCCAUUGCACACAAUCUCACUGUCGUUGAGGGACGGCUAGAGCAGAUGGGUGUACAAUAUAAGAGACUUCGCUCUGCAUCGCCAAGUCAAAGAUUUACAUCACGUCUCACACCCUCACCAAACGAAUCAUCGGAUUUGUCACCAGAACAACAGACAGGCCUCAUUCAAAAGGUUUUGGAUGCCCAUCGCAUCGCGCCCAAUCGACGACAGUGGGACAGUCUUAUGCACACGUUUUGUGAUGAGGUGCAUAUUCUUGUGCCGUUUCUCCACCUUCCAAGUCUGUGGAAACUUUAUGAUGAUCUGUGGAGAUCCGGAUUCGGUCGCCAAUCAGACGGUCAAUUGGAGAGCGGCAGUCACCGUGUGCGAACCGCUCACAUUUUACUCGGCAUUGCCAAUGGAAGAUGUGUGGAAUCCUCGCGUCUAGAAGAGGAUCAAGGCUCCUAUUCUGCUGGCUGGAGCUUAUACAGCGCCGCCAGAGAUAUGUUUGGUGACCUGAUUGAUGGAUUCCGGCAGUGCGAGGAUCAAAUACUUGUCCUACAAACAGUUAUGCUAAUGGUUGUUUACCUGUUUCGUCUUGAUGCGCACGGAUCUGCCGAGAAGAUUCUGGCACUCGCAAUAUCGCAUGCACAUCAUCUUGGCCUUCAGAGGGAACGGGUUGUCAGCGCAAUGUCACCAUUCCAGAGCCAGAUGGCUCGUCGUUUAUGGUGGUGCAUCUACCUGUUGGAUCGAAGGUUGGCCAUCGAAACUGGUCGUCCAUUCCUCAUCCAAGAUAUCAAUGUUGACGUGGGACUUCCUGACAAUGUCAGUGAUGAAUGGCUAACGACCCAUAAAACGACUCAGCUUGCAACGAGGGUCAACAUGUCAGACAAGGAAGGAAUUUCUACGUCAGUUCCCUAUCUGAUAGCUAUGACUAGCUAUUCCAAAGUCAUCGGGAAAGUGUGGGAAGCUCUCUACGGGGCCACCACAUCGGAGGCAACCACAAGUCCUCUGCUCAACGAGUACCUUGAGCACCUGACAACCCAAUCACAGAAAGGCCUUCAAAAGGAAUUCACCCACGACCCCUAUCACGAAGAUAAUUAUAAUAGUGAAGGAUUGGCCUGGUGGCAAGUGAAGCAACAUCUCAUGAUGCGUAUCAGGUGGUGCUCGCUUUAUCUUUUGAUCCGCAAGCCCAUGCUUCAAAAAGUGCGGUGCAACAAUGAUUCACUGUCUGAAGCAGUAGAGAACGAGGUCAUCUGUAUGCGCCUGGCUCAGAGAAUCAUCGAUGACUUCAGAAACGUACCGGAAGAACAUCCGAAGUACACGUUUCCUUUCUUGCAUUACUUGACUAGUGCUACCAUUAUUGCACUAGGGCUUAUUAUCAAACAGCCUUCAUUCAAAAGCUCCUAUGGGGCCCUGACGCUGAGGGCUACCAAGUCUCUAUGGGAGCAUUGUCGCAAAACAUGGAUGUCUGGUAAAAUGGUCCAAACUGUAUGGAAACUGAAUCAAAUAGCAGAUGCUAUUCUGAGCUCCCAUGACUCACCAUCAGACCGCACAUCUCGCUUUGGCGGCAGUGUAUCUACUCUUCUACCCGCCGCUGGUUUAGUCCAGUCAACCCCAAAUGAUGAAAGAAAUCCACCCAAACAAUAUACGACGGUCAAUCCGACCAUUCGGCCGCCGCUGUACUCGUCACAAACUCCAAUAGGAGCUCGAAACUACGCCCACGUCAUUGACAACAAUCAUAUUCUUUCAGAGCCGGAAGCUGGAGCGAUUCCAGGAGCCACAGAACCACAAAAUCACCAGAGAAACGAUACGACACAGGCACGAGCUGGAGCUGCUGCCUCAAUGUUGGAUUUUGUUGGCGGUCGUCGUCCUGCCUUGAGAAAUGACAGCUCGCACAGGCCGGAGGAUUUCCCAUACCCAACAGGACACAUGCACUGUCAGGCAGAAGCCUAUUUUGAAACAAGAGGCUGCAUGGAGACUCGUGACGGUCGUGAUCACGGGGCUAGUUCGUCACAGAUAUACGAUACUGUACCAUUUGAAAUGGGUCUGGACGCGCCGUUACCGGGAGAAAGCAUAAACGGUGGAAUGGAAUGGUUACAAUCCCUGUUUUCCAAUGGCCUUGAUUCCCAGAUUCUACCUGUAUGGGAUUGA
Messenger RNA from Penicillium subrubescens, 2634 nucleotides. RefSeq names its product Zn(II)2Cys6 transcription factor. The record is from RefSeq and is a predicted model, not a curated record. Gene Ontology annotation, biological process: DNA-templated transcription; positive regulation of transcription from RNA polymerase II promoter by galactose. The coding region runs from base 1 to 2634 and encodes 877 amino acids. Gene Ontology annotation, molecular function: zinc ion binding; RNA polymerase II cis-regulatory region sequence-specific DNA binding; DNA-binding transcription factor activity, RNA polymerase II-specific. The transcript has 4 exons. NCBI's taxonomy places the organism in Eukaryota, Fungi, Ascomycota, Eurotiomycetes, Eurotiales, Aspergillaceae. Gene Ontology annotation, cellular component: nucleus.